AUGGCACAGGGAAGGGGCAGUGCAACCCUAGUUCUUGGGCUGGGCCUUCUCUUCUUCCUCCUCAUGAUCCAAAUGACGGCGCCUAUCGUCGGCGCCGCCACUUACUCGGUGGGCGACGGCAGCGGCUGGACCUUCAACGCCGUCAACUGGCCCAACGGAAAGACCUUCCGCGCUGGCGACAUCCUCGUAUUUAACUACAACCCGUUGUCGCACAACGUGGUCGCCGUCGAUGGCAAUGGCUACAAUGGCUGCGCGAUUCCGACGGGGGCGAGGGUGUUCACGUCCGGCAGCGACCGCAUCACCCUCGGCAGAGGGACCAAUUAUUUCAUCUGCAGCUACGCUGACCACUGCAAGUCCGGCAUGAAGAUAUCUGUGACGGCUUCUUAA
Messenger RNA from Ananas comosus (pineapple), 387 nucleotides. RefSeq names its product basic blue protein-like. NCBI's taxonomy places the organism in Eukaryota, Viridiplantae, Streptophyta, Magnoliopsida, Poales, Bromeliaceae. The coding region runs from base 1 to 387 and encodes 128 amino acids. The transcript has 2 exons. Gene Ontology annotation, molecular function: electron transfer activity. The record is from RefSeq and is a predicted model, not a curated record. Gene Ontology annotation, cellular component: plasma membrane.